CCCGGGAGACCGAUUAGGAAUUUCCGUAAAAUCCGAAUGCAAUUACCCUAUUACGUCAAUGCGAAUGGUAAGUGUCGGUUUCGGUCUGAGAGAUUGCGUCAUCUUAAAAAACAAAACUUAAAUUUCAAAUAACACCUAAAAUAAUAGAAGAGCUGUUACAACUAGCCUGUUAACAUCAUAAGUAUAGAUUAAGAUGGAAAACGCUAAAAGGACGCUAUCGAUUACGGCUAAUCAAAACAUUAACGAACCGUUAAUGGAAUGUGACGAAAAGAACCUCCCCUCCCAAGUUAAUGUUUUACGGAUCGUUAACGUUGGUAACAUAUUAAGGGGCGAAGAUAAUGAAUCAAAAUGGUUGCAUGAUAAAGAAAAACUCUUGCUAGAAACCAAAUCGUCUUUAAAUGAUCAACAAGGUAAAAGGGAUAAGGAUACGUUACGACGAGACAAAGAAGAUCUCAUUUCAUUCUCUUGUCCAAAACCGCCUGUUUCGCCCCUACUUUGGGAUCAUAUAAUAGAACAUAAAGUAAAUAAUAUCGAGAAAGGUGACAGGUGCGAACCGUAUCCAUCCUGCGGCUGUCCGCAGUCUAACAAUCCCGCCUCUAGCCCACGCUUUUCUGAGUAUUCAAUAGAUUUUGACACCGACAGCGAAGACAGUCGACCGUCGUGUUGUAACUUCACUGAGUACAAGAUUAAUAAUCUAGAAGGCUGUGCAAAAAACCAAGCCGUUCCAGUGUGUCAAGGGGCUUGCGAAUUUAGAUGCAUUGACGGGACGCAAGAAAGCUCAACCGAUUGCCUCCCAUAUUCUCUAAUACCGACUCUGAGUCCUUUUAGUAAUAAAGUAAUCAAGGAGGAACAAGAGCUAUCUGUUGACCUGGUUUCAAGUCAAAUAACUUACCUCGAAUCGUCCGUUUGAAAUGCUAAGAUUUAGUUGAAAAAAUUAUAUCCUUCCUUUUUCCCCUUACAAUAAACAAGUAUGAAAAUUAUGGAAAAAGAUGAAAGACAAUAUACUAUAAAUAGAAAAUAAAGAAAGGAAUAGAGAAUUUAACGCUUCUCAUUCACAAAAUGCGCUUGGGCAGAUAGCUAAGCAAUCGAUUCUUAACUAAUUAAUAAU
This is a messenger RNA of Dimorphilus gyrociliatus, 1108 nucleotides long. NCBI's taxonomy places the organism in Eukaryota, Metazoa, Annelida, Polychaeta, Dinophilidae. The record is from the annotation of a GenBank genome assembly.